Diaporthe citri is the source of this 1728-nucleotide messenger RNA. RefSeq lists its product as uncharacterized. Gene Ontology annotation, biological process: GPI anchor biosynthetic process. Gene Ontology annotation, cellular component: membrane; glycosylphosphatidylinositol-N-acetylglucosaminyltransferase (GPI-GnT) complex. The record is from RefSeq and is a predicted model, not a curated record. The transcript has 2 exons. The coding region runs from base 1 to 1728 and encodes 575 amino acids. NCBI's taxonomy places the organism in Eukaryota, Fungi, Ascomycota, Sordariomycetes, Diaporthales, Diaporthaceae.
AUGGCUCCUCCCUCGGGCCUGCAGUUCUCGUCAAAGGCCUCCGACUACAAUGACAAGAUCGAGCGUCUGCCGCCUCUGGCGCGCUCCAUAACCGCCCCGACCAGCUUCCAACAAUCAGCAGCAGCAGUGGCAUCAACAUCAUCAAUAUCAUCAUCAUCAUUGCACCACGGCCGUCCUGACCCGUCGCAUCUUGCCCCAGAGGAUGCCUUCCACGCCGCCUCCCCCCCUCGACGGUUAAAUGCGUUCGAAGCACCGGGCAACAGGGACCACAUUCCACGCCAUCUGUAUCGCAAAGACGGCGGCAGCAGGAGUCGCAGUCGGCGGCGGAGAAAGAGGCCCUGGAAAAAGUUACUGUGGGUUAAGCAGUCGUAUCCGGACAAUUACACCGACCAGGGGACUUUCCUCGAAAACCUCCAGCGCAACCCCCGACUAAAGCCUUACGACUUCUGGCCCCUGGUCGCAGACUCUACCGUCAUUGUACAACAUGUAUGCACGGUCUGCAUAUUUGUCGUCUGCUUUGUAGGCAUCCAUCAGGGGCGACUGAGCCCCGUGGCUGUCGUCGGCUGGGGUUCCAUUGCGACAUCGGUUGGCUGGUUCCUGUGGGAUUGGUGGGUGGGGAAGGAGGGCGAGAACGAUGAUAUCGAGAGCCUCCACAGGACAAGGAGCAUCGGCCCUAGACACUACCGCCGUUCUUCACGGCCCCAGGAUGAGAAGCGAAGCUCUGUCGGGGGCAGUGGUAGCGGAAGCGGCAGCGGGGGGCAAGGAGAAGAGGGCAUCGCGGCCUCGCAGACCGUCUCCGGCGCGGCUAGCAGCAGCGCGUCGACACUACCAUCAGCCGAAAGCUCCACAUCGAACCUGCUCAUGCCCCCGGGUCAGGCACUUCUGCCGAGCGCCAGUGCCAGCGCCACGAACCUCUUAACUGCGAAGCCUUAUUCCACAUCUGCGAGCUCUCUGCUGUCCGCCACCUCCCAGGUCAGCACUUCUGGCACGACCACGAACCAAUUGCGGUCCCGCCGGACAUCUUCACCCACCGACCCUGCCGGCCCACAGGUCAAACACCGGCCCUCGUCGCCGCUCCGAGGCGGCCGGGCUCACCUGCGCAUGAACACCAUCAAGUCCGCAAUCCUCAUCUACUUCACACUUCUCGGCCUGUCCCCGAUCCUCAAGUCCCUCACCCUCUCGACCUCCUCGGACAGCAUCUGGGCCAUGUCCUUCUGGCUGCUGGCCAUCAACAUCUUCUUCUUCGACUACUCGGGCGCCUGGGUCGGCGUCAACAAGUUUCCCGUCGCGUCGCUGUCCACCAAUGCCGCCCUGAUGGCCUCGACCGUGCUGGCCAGCCGGCUGCCGUCGACGGGCCAGGUGUUCAGCCUGACGCUGUUCAGCAUCGAGGUCUUCGGCCUGUUCCCCGUCUUCCGGCGUUACGCGCGCCACCGGAGCUGGCGGUACCACGUGGUCCUGACGGUUCUGCUGGUCCUCGGCGCGGGCGGCGGCGUUGGCAUGAUCCUUGGCGGCGCCGACUGUGACGGGCCCCGCGCCUGCGAGAACCAGCCCUGGCCCUGGGCGAGCGGCCUCCUGGGUAUGGUGGUCGGCUGCGUCAUUGCUGCCGUUGCCAUGGGCGGAUGCAGCUGGUGGCUGAUCGGGCUGCAGAAGUACAAGAACGAAAUCUAUGGCCCCUGGGACCCUGCACGGCCGAUUAUUAUCAGCCGGAGGCACUGGGAUGAUGACUGA